This is a messenger RNA of Dalotia coriaria, 4562 nucleotides long. RefSeq names its product poly [ADP-ribose] polymerase tankyrase-like. Gene Ontology annotation, cellular component: cytoplasm. Gene Ontology annotation, molecular function: NAD+ poly-ADP-ribosyltransferase activity; protein binding. Lineage: Eukaryota; Metazoa; Arthropoda; Insecta; Coleoptera; Staphylinidae. The record is from RefSeq and is a predicted model, not a curated record.
AAGGAAACACCGGUUUUUAGAAAAGUAAGCACGUGUAAAGGCGUAUUGAUAUAGGCAACUUUGUAUACAUCAUGACGUUUGUGACACUGACAGCUGUGGCAUGGAAUCAAAAUCGAUUCAAAUUAAUAUUUACAAGCAGGCGCAAAGUGCAGUUUGGUGCAGCGCGUGCAGCGAUUGGUAAGCUAGGACGGCAGGAAAGUGGCAACAAAGUUUGUUGACUCUCGCGCAGCAGCAGCAGCGGGGGCCCGACUUGCUCAAGCACUACGCUUGUGUAAGUUACCUGCUCGUCUAUGACGUAAAAGCAGGUCUCCCCUUUCCUGCGCACGUCCACAAGCGACAACCAACAGCAACAAGAGCUAGAAAAAACAAAACACGAUCACACACACAACACACAAACACAUAUAGAAUACAUGCAGUUGUGUAGGCAUAGUCACUGCUUCCACAACCACAAGCCAACAGUAGUUGUGUUUGCUAGUAUAGUACUGAUAGCAGGACGAGUACAAAGCGUAGGCGCGCUGUAGGCUGAUAAACAAGUUGUAAUUGUAUCCAACGUGCGAAAGAUUUCUGUACUCCGUGUGUGAUUGCGAAAUAUUCAUCGUCCUCGCAAUGUUUCGCUUUCUAAAGUCUGCACCAGUGCCGCCAGCGAGCAGGUAAUAUCAGGAGGUGAUUGAAAAGUAGUGCCAAAAGGCUUCAGUGGGUAAAGUCCGUGACGAUGAUGGCGAGACGCGCGGCAUUGAUGAACGCGUCCAUGGAGACGGCCUCCAAUGAUCCUCUACGUGAAUUAUUCGAGGCUUGCAAGACGGGGGACAUCGCCAGGGUGAGGAAAUUGAUUACUCCGCAGACAGUCAAUGCCAGAGACACUGCUGGACGUAAAUCUACACCACUACAUUUUGCAGCAGGUUAUGGAAGAAAAGACGUUGUAGAGUUUCUCCUGUCUACAAGCGCUUCAAUUCAAGCUAGAGAUGAUGGAGGUCUUCAUCCACUGCACAAUGCAUGUUCUUUUGGUCAUGCGGACGUGGUGCGUCUCUUGUUGGAAGCUGGCGCGAAUCCCAACACAAGAGAUAAUUGGAAUUAUACUCCAUUGCAUGAAGCAGCUAUCAAAGGAAAGAUAGAUGUUUGCAUUGCGUUAUUACAACAUGGCGCCGAUGUAAAUAUCCGCAACUCCGAAGGUAAAACACCCUCGGAAGUGGCUGAUAUGACUACAAAACCGGUGUUAACCGGUGAAUAUCACAAGGAUGAGUUGUUGGACGCUGCGAGGUCAGGUGACGAAGAGCGUUUGUUGUCGUUGCUGACGCCGUUGAAUGUCAACUGUCAUGCGGAUGAUGGGAGGCGGUCGACACCGCUGCAUUUGGCUGCUGGGUACAAUCGGAGUCGGGUUGUGGAUAUUUUGUUGCAUCAUGGAGCUGAUGUACAUGCUAAAGACAAAGGUGGUUUGGUCCCAUUACACAACGCCUGUUCUUACGGUCACUUCGAAGUGACUGAAAUGUUAAUCAAACACGGCGCGAACGUCAACGCCAACGACCUCUGGGCCUUCACUCCCCUACACGAAGCAGCAUCAAAAAGCCGCGUGGAAGUCUGCUCUCUUCUCCUCAGCGAAGGCGCGGAUCCCACACAACUCAACUGCCAUUCAAAGAGUGCAAUAGAUGUCGCACCAACACGAGAACUACAAGAAAGACUCACAUAUGAAUAUAAAGGACACUGUCUGCUGGAAGCAGCCCGCCAGGCAGACACGACCAAAAUCAAAAAGUAUCUCUCCCAGGACGCGCUCAACUUCAAACAUCCCUACACCGGCGACACUGCCCUCCACUGCGUGAUCACAUCGAUGUACCCCAAACGUAAACAGGUUCUCGAGUUGUUGAUUCGUAAAGGUAUAAAUCUCAAGAAAAACAAGGAGUUUCUCACCGCGUUGCACUUGGCAAGCGAUCAAAGUCAUUAUGAUUUGAUGGAUUUACUUCUCCGACACGGCGCGAAGGUGAAUUCUUUAGACGGUGUUGGACAAACGGCUUUACACCGCGCUGCAAAGGAAGAUAAUGUACAAUCAUGUCGUAUUUUAAUGUCUUACAACAUAGACGUCAGUUUAGUAAGUCUACACGGUUACACAGCAGCGCAGGUUGCGUCUGAGAAUGUUUUAAAAAUCCUGCAAGAUCCACCCGCGGGUAGCGCUGACGUCGAGUGUCAACUUCUCGAAGCUGCCAAGGCUGGCGACUUGGAACAAGUCCAGCGUUUGUUAGGCACAUAUCCACACAUCGUGAAUUGUCGCGAUUUGGACGGGCGACACUCGACGCCAUUGCACUUCGCUUCGGGUUAUAAUCGUGUAUCGGUGGUUGAAUACCUCCUGCAAUCCGGUGCGGAUGUACAUGCGAAGGAUAAAGGUGGGUUGGUACCACUGCACAACGCAUGCAGUUAUGGACAUUAUGAAGUCACGGAAUUGUUGGUCAAACAUGGCGCUAGUGUGAAUGUAGCUGAUUUGUGGAAGUUUACGCCGUUGCAUGAGGCUGCAGCGAAGGGGAAGUAUGAGAUUGUUAAGCUGCUGCUUAAACAUGGCGCUGAUCCGAGUAAGAAGAAUCGUGAUGGUGCGACGCCAUUGGAUUUGACACGGGAUGGUGAUCAGGAUGUGGCGGAUUUAUUGCGGGGGAAUGCCGCGUUGCUUGAUGCAGCGAAGAAAGGGAAUCUUACACGUGUGCAGAGGCUUGUCACGCCGGAGAAUAUUAAUUGCAGAGAUGCACAGGGGAGGAAUUCGACGCCAUUACAUCUAGCAGCUGGUUAUAAUAAUGUGGAAGUAGCUGAAUUUUUAUUGGAUCAUGGCGCUGAUGUCAACGCGCAGGACAAAGGCGGUUUGAUCCCGCUGCACAAUGCAUCUAGCUAUGGACAUUUGGACAUUGCUGCUUUGUUGAUUAAAUUCAACACUGUAGUCAACGCUACGGACAAGUGGGGCUUCACACCGCUGCAUGAAGCCGCACAGAAAGGCCGCACGCAAUUAUGCGCACUAUUAUUGGCUCAUGGUGCUGAUCCAUUCCUCAAAAACCAAGAAUCUCAAUCGCCUGUUGAUCUCGCCUCGGCCGAAGAUGUCCGAUCUUUACUGCAGGACGCAAUGGCGUCGCAACAAUUGGUACCAACUUCCUCCGCGCCUAAUUCUCGCCCGCCUAGCGUCGCGCAAAACCCUGUCCCGCCUGUCAACUCAACGGAAACAGUUGUUAUGCCUUCAGGCGCUUCUAUGACGCUUUCUGUUCCGGUACCCACGCGUGCUAGUAUGUCCAUGUCUGUACCGGAAGGUUGUGCCAAAGCAGAUGGCGCUGAAGCCGGUAGUAUUGUCAAUGUGAACGCGUUCUUAGCGUCCAUGCAACUAGAGCAUUUACUCGAAUUAUUCGAGCGUGAACAGAUCACGCUUGAUAUUCUCGCGGAAAUGGGUCAUGAGGAUCUUAAACAAGUCGGGGUUACUGCGUAUGGGUUUAGGCAUAAACUCAUCAAAGGUAUGGAGAAGUUGGUUUCGAGUUAUGGCGGAAUGUGGUCCACUCCGUUGAAUCCCGGAACUUUAUUGGUGGAUUUACUAGCGGAUGAUAAGGAGUUUGUUGCCGUGGAGGAAGAAAUGCAGAACAGUAUUAGAGAGCAUCGGGAUAAUGGACAUGCGGGUGGGAUUUUCAUGCGGUAUAAUAUUGUGAGAAUACAAAAAGUACAAAAUCGUAAGUUAUGGGAGCGGUAUCGUCACAGACGCUCGGAAGUAGCGGAAGAGAAUAAUAAUCAACCGAAUGAGCGAAUGUUGUUUCAUGGCUCGCCGUUUAUCAACGCCAUUGUGCAGAAAGGCUUCGACGAGCGUCAUGCGUACAUUGGCGGUAUGUUUGGCGCUGGCAUUUACUUCGCUGAGCACUCAUCGAAGAGUAAUCAGUAUGUAUAUGGCAUCGGUGGUGGCACAGGAUGUCCACUACAUAAAGAUCGCUCAUGUUACAUUUGUCACAGGCAUUUAUUACUCUGUCGAGUAACGCUUGGAAAAAGUUUCCUGCAAUUCAGCGCGAUGAAGAUGGCGCAUGCGCCACCCGGCCAUCAUUCCGUAGCUGGCCGACCAUCCGCCGGCGGUCUCAACUUCCCCGAAUAUGUAGUGUAUCGCGGCGAGCAAGCGUACCCCGAGUAUUUCAUAACCUAUCAAAUCGUGAAACCCGAAGACUGCUCGAGCAGCACCGAUUCGGAUGUUAGAUGAUUCCGUCGGGAGUGCGAGGCGCGCUGGCUGCGACCGCAUGCAUCGCGCGUCUCCGCCGUUGGUGGUGUCGCUGCGUCCGCCACCGCAGCCGGUACGCCAUGGUGCGGUGUGCUGUGUAAUGUCCUGCGGUGUAUCAUGCCGGCGCGCACGAAAUGCAGCUGCCAUGAUGAACAUUGUAAAUAAUCGCGCAUGCGCCGUGUAUUAUUAUUGGGUAAGAGUCACACUUUCUCGUUAUCGUCUGUGUGUUGUGUCCAAUGUGAGGUUAGGGUUUGUUGUUUGGCUUUCUUUUUUAUUGUAUGUACGGAAAUAAUGUGAUAUUCAUAGGAAACGAGCACGAAUCAUCCGAGAUUAAACGUAUUUCGAAAACGAA